Leptosia nina is the source of this 324-nucleotide messenger RNA. The record is from the annotation of a GenBank genome assembly. Lineage: Eukaryota; Metazoa; Arthropoda; Insecta; Lepidoptera; Pieridae.
AUGCGACCUACCCCGCCGCUGCACCGCACCGCCCACCCCUCCGACUCCCUCCCCACCACACCGUCCCUAGUCACCAUUCAUUGGAAUGCGGGUACGGUACUUCGGUGCCUAGUAAUCGCGCGCACUUCUGUGGAUAUGGGUAUCGUCGGAUGCGGGCGCGUUUCGGCGGACUCGAUAUGGCAAAGACGGCCGGGCCGUCGGCGGUGGAGUUCGGGCGCGAGUCGCCGGCGGCGGAGACGUCCCGAUAGAGUUUGCAACACUAAUUUCGGUUGUAUGAUGGGCGAUUUGAAUAUUGGGAACAAUCCUGCGCAGACACUACGCUGA